Messenger RNA from Ostrea edulis (European flat oyster), 1521 nucleotides. RefSeq lists its product as uncharacterized. Lineage: Eukaryota; Metazoa; Mollusca; Bivalvia; Ostreida; Ostreidae. The record is from RefSeq and is a predicted model, not a curated record. Bases 342 to 884 code for a protein of 180 amino acids. The transcript is spliced from 4 exons.
AUUGAUAUAUAUUGCAAGUAGUGUGUCUGACUGACUGAUUGGACGUGCAUGUAUUUAUGAAGUUUGAUAUAUUAUCCAUAUAAAAAUUGUGUAGGUUAUUGUACUAAGACAUUAUCUUUAAGUAGUUUAUUAUAGGCAUUAACUUUUAGUAGUUUUAGACAGAAAUUUGGCUAUUUUUCUGCAUUUGUUUAAUUUCCACCUGUAAUUUCCUUUUUGUACAGAGUAAGGAAUCGGUUAUGUUUUACACUAUUGUUUUCUUCUCGUUUAGAAAAGAACAGCCACAUCAUUGCAAUCUACAGGUUUAAGGAAAUCUCUUAGAAAACCUGCCGAAGACAGGCUCUAUGAAACCCUGCAGCUUUCUUGAUGUGAGUCUGGAGAUGAAGAUGAACCCCAACAUGAUCCUCCAGCACAAAAGAUUCAUGGAUGAAGAAAAUGUACCACUGACAGUAUUUAUGAGGAACAGUGUACAAGGGAUUGCGCCAGAUGAAAGAAUUGACGUCAUAGAUGCUGCCAUUAAAAGAUAUUUUACAUCCAAAAAGGAGGCCAACAAUAGGCACAAUAAGAAUAAAGAAGAGUUAAAUAAAAAGAGGCAAGCAACAUCUGAAAGAAAGAAAGAGAAAUUGAAGAGGAGACUUGUUGCGGUAGAGAAGAAGACGGGAUGGUCCGAGGAGAAGAAAAAUAAAGUUAGAACAUUUUUCCAGCUACCAAAUGCUCACAAAUAUAUGAGCAGUGAUGAGGAGGGAGAUGAUGGUUUUGUGUCCCAUCCAUAUUCCUGGGAGAGUGAGGAAUUACAGAAAGUUAAAGGAAGUCUGGACAAAAAAUAUUUAGAGACAUGUCCUCCACGUAGCAAGAGGUUAUUGUCCAAAAAAGUAGGGGGUCUCUAAGAGAAGAAGAGCCUACUAAAUUGAACAUUAUUCAUGCAUGGACUUUAAACAUGUGAGUUGCAUGUUAAAAUAUGUUCUUAACAUGUAAUAUUUUUUUUAUUUUUUGACUAUGUGAUGCAUAUGCAAUUUCUUUUUUGUAACACCACUUUUUCAUUUGUACACAUAUUUAGUCUUUGAAUCUGAAGUGUCACAGGGAUCUGUAUUGGGACCAUUGUUGUUUUUAUAUAUAUGUGUUAAUGAUAUUGCAGAUAUACAGAUUAUUUGCGGAUGAAAGUUCUCUGCAGCAGUCAUUCAAAUCUGUUAAAUUUUUCGAAGACAAUUUCAAUUAUGACCUUUAGAUUCAGAAAAUGACCUUUGUAGUUCAAUUCUUUUAAAACAAAAUUUGAUACCAUUGAUACAAUAAGAAUUGUUCAAAUUAAGCAUAUAUUUACACAAAAUUCAAGACAAUGCAUUCUAUCAUAAAAUAUAUCAAAAAUAUUUUGUUAUGCAUCACAGCAUGUUUGAAAUAUGAAUGAUUUAUUGUGUACAAUUUGUUUUAUAUUGUUAUACAUGUCCAUGUAUAUUAACCACCGUUAUUGUGGUAUAUAAUCAUACAUUUGUAAAAAAUAGAAAUUAAUAAAUUGACUAUUGAUAUUUA